AUGUCUCAAAAGAUAGAAGAGAACAAGGAUGGAACUGUGUCUGUCAGAGUGGCUGGUGCAGAUAUGUUUGACGACGAUGAACAAGACACACUACAAAAGAACAAGUCUAUCAUUGACCAACUCAAACCUGCCCCCUUCACUAUACUAAAGACAUUUACUUCAAGAAGAAAGGCUCCUCCUCCUCCUACUCCUCUAACACCUAAACAGGAGGAUAAUUAUAAUAACAACAACGGUAGUAGUAAUAAUAAUAAUAAUAACUCUUAUUACUCUUCACCACCACCAUCUUCUUCUACAUCAUCAUCUAAUAUUACAAGUCCAUCAUUUGGUAGUCCUUCAAGUAGCCAAGAAAACGAUUACGACGGAGGAUUCAUAUCAAAACCAGAGAGACAAUCAUUUAGUCAAAGAAAGAAACAAAAGACAGUGUCCAACGAAGAACGUGUACAAAUGGCACAAAAAGGACAACAAAAGCAAAUGCAAUCGGUACAACCAGCAACUGCAAAGUCACGCGCAAAGACAUCCAAUGCAAUCUCACUCGAUGACUUGCUAAUGCAAAAAAAAGAAAGAAAACCAGAGCAAGAAGUCAUCUCUUAUGAUGAAAUGAUCAAUCAACAAAAUGAAACUAAAAAGAAGAUAUCUGAAUCUGAUUUAAUUGAUAAAGAAGAUUAUCAAAAAUUAUCAAAAGUAAAUGAAAGAAAAAGACAAAAGAAAAUAUUAUCUUACUUGUUAUUAAAAGCAAGACCAGAUUUAAUGAUGACAGAAAAUCCAAAUCAAAUGUGUAUAAAGGAAAAAGAAUUGGAAUUACCAAAGGUAUUAUCUCUAUCAAAGGUAUUGGAUUCCAAUUAUAUACCAGCUUCCAAAGCUGAAUCUGAUUUAAUUCAAGUAUUUAAAAAUACUGGAGAAAGAACACCAUUUAAAUAUUUUAUUUUAAAUGGUUUGGAUUAUUUAGUUGGAACUUUUGAUACAAUUCCAAAAUUUUUAUUAGAUUUAUUAUUUUCUUAUAUUUGUUUUGAAAAAGAUGAAUUAACAGUUUAUAAAUCAUAUUUGAUUCUAUCAAAAUCAAUCAAAAAUUCAAAAACCAUACUUUUACCAUUCCAAAGUUUAGUGGAUGUUUUACAAGGUCAUUAUAAAAUCAAUACUGAUCAAACUUUUAAUGCUACCAAACCUUCAAAUGAAUCAACAAGUAAUAGUAGUGCUUCUACUACCGCCGCUACAGAAGAGUUAAAUAAUAUGGAUAAACAACCAAAACGAUCAUUCCCAUUCACAAAUCUUUAUUAUAUUUUAACUUUAUUAAAAGAACAAUCACAUCAAUUUAAAUCAGAAGAAUUAAAACAUUUAAUUUUAUUUAUUUGUUUAUUAUGUUUGGAUCCAAAUUUCCGUAGAAGUAAUCAACAAGAUAUGUUGCAAGAUUUUAUCGAAGAUGUUGAUUUGAAACAAAAACAAGAACAAGAACAAAAGGAAUCAGCUACCAAUCUUGCAUUGGGAACUACUAUACUCCAAAUCCUACUUUUACUCCCAACCCUUCUCAAUACUCUAAUCGUAUCAUUCUACAACACCUUGACAGUUGAACAAUCGGCCGAUGAUACAACCAUCACUCUAUUUGAUGAUAUUUGGAGUUCACUUGACGAAAAAUAUAUUUACAGUCUAUCAACUAUUGUUUCCUACGUUUUACCUUGUCACGGUAAAAUUAAACAUCCAAUUAAAAUUGAUCUUCAAAGAAAAUUUGCUUUAUAUUCAAUUUUAAAAAUUUUAAAUAAUAAUAAUAUAAAAGAAAUUAUUUCAAAAAAAUCAUCAAUGGUUGAAGAAUUGGUGGUUAUACUUAGACCAUUUGUUCAACAAAUUAAAGAUGAUACUAUCGAUGUGUUAAAGAUGUUAAAUUUAAUUGUUUUGGUUGAUAUUUGUUCCAACAGUCGAAAAGAGUUGAAUGAACUAAAGAGAAAGGAUAAAAUGAAUCCAUUUGAGCAAUUAAUUGUUAGAUGGUCUGGAAAAAUUAAAGAAUCAAAAGAUGCUAUUGAUUUUAAUAGAACUAGAAUGAAAGAUGGAUUAGUUUCAAUUCAAAGUAAAUUGGCAGCUUUAAUUAUUGAUAAUACUUCAACAAAUAGUUUCUUGUCAAGUUUCUUUAUUCAAAAUGACCCAACGGCAGAAACUAAAAAAGAAAGUUUAGAUCAAUUUAUUCAACCAAUUGUUAAAUCUGAUGAUCCAACAAUUCCAAGACCAGAACAAGAUGAAACUCCAAUGGAAGAAGAAAAGGUUGAACAAAAAGUUAAAGAGGAAAAAGUAGAACAAAAGAUGGAAGAAGAAGAAGAAAAGGUUGAAGACAAAAUUAAUUUAACUCAAGCUUUUACAGAUACAACAACUCCGACUAUUAAUAUUGAUCAAAAUAUGAAUGGUGGUGAUACAAAACCUCCACCACCAUCUCCAAUGAAAAAAACAAGACAAACUUCAAUAACCAGUUAUUUCCAACCAAUUAGCCAGAGUGGAAAGAAAUAA
Molecule: messenger RNA, 2487 nt
Organism: Cavenderia fasciculata
Lineage: Eukaryota; Evosea; Eumycetozoa; Acytosteliales; Cavenderiaceae
Exons: 6
Coding region: 1-2487 (828 amino acids)
Source: RefSeq, a predicted model, not a curated record